AUGUCUCUAUUCGGCUCCGCACCUUCUUCUGCUCCCACCACCUCCGAGGAUAUCAAGUCCGCCGUAGUGCAGCAGCUCCAGCAGGAGGCCGCUGUGAACAAUGCCCGAGCCCUGAUCACUAAAAUCAACGAGAACUGCUUCAAAUCAUGUGUUCCAACUCCUGGAUCAUCCCUGUCUUCCGGAGAGACCACCUGCCUGUCUAACUGCAUGGAGAAGUACAUCGCCAUGUGGAACAUUACCAGUCGCACUUAUAUUUCUCGUGUCGGCGUGGAGAGCAAGCGUAUGGGAGCUGAUGCUUCUGCCAUUGCCACGCUGGGAUCUGGCCUGUAA
Penicillium taxi is the source of this 330-nucleotide messenger RNA. RefSeq names its product protein translocase subunit TIM13 (gene tim13). NCBI's taxonomy places the organism in Eukaryota, Fungi, Ascomycota, Eurotiomycetes, Eurotiales, Aspergillaceae. The transcript has 2 exons. Bases 1 to 330 code for a protein of 109 amino acids. The record is from RefSeq and is a predicted model, not a curated record.